This is a messenger RNA of Paramecium octaurelia, 1006 nucleotides long. Lineage: Eukaryota; Ciliophora; Oligohymenophorea; Peniculida; Parameciidae. The record is from the annotation of a GenBank genome assembly.
AUGGAGGUGGAAAGGACUUUCCCUUGCAUUUUAAGAAAAGUGAAAAAAUUUUAAAGUAUUUUACCAAACCAAGAAAAUUUAUUGAAAAAGCAGAAAAAGACAACAGAAACAUUUAUCAAAAGGAAAAUUAUGAAGAUAUAAUAAAUGAGUUUGUCAAAAUCAAAGAAAAAAAUAUUUGCAUAGGAUAUUUAGGAUUCAGCUUAAAGAAUACUUUAGUUAAUUCAAAAUACUAUUCUUUUCGUUAAGAAAUAUCGUUAAGCUAACAACAUUUUAAUAAAGUAAUGUUAGGUCAAAUUGGGGAAAUAGAGGCUUUAGAAAAUAAUGUUUUAGCAAUACAAAAAAAUCCAGAAGAUUCUGGAUAUUUCUUUAAUAAAGGUAAAAUUCAAAAUGGAUGAUAAUUUUUAUGAUUUGUAGAAUUCAAAACCAUUUUAGUUAAUAUAAACAGAUUUAAAGAAGCUUUAGAAUAUUAUGAUUCAACAAUACAAAAAAACAGAAGAUUCUGAUUGUUAUUUUCAUAAAGGUAUAAUUCAAAAUGGAUGACAAUUUAGCGAAUACAUUAUAGAAUAUGAACCGAUUUGAAGAAGCUUUGGAAUAUUAUGAUUCAGCAAUAAAAAAAAUCCAAAAAAUUCAAUAUAAUAUAUUGGAAAAGGUAUAAUGCAAUAUUGGUGAUGUUUCAGCUUACUGUCGCGCUAUUACUAUUUAAUUUUAUCUUUAACUGCUGACCAAGUUUAAAAUAGUGCUUUAACGAAAAUUUUCAUUUAUUUUGUUAAAAAUUAAUAAUCACAUUAUUAUUGACUUAUCAGCUUUCUUUUAUAUUCUUAAUGAUUAAAGUUUAUAAUUAAAUUGCAAAUUACUUUUAAUACUUCAUCAUUCGUAUUUUUGUAAUUAUUUAAUUCUGAUAUUUCACAUUCACAUAUUUAUUCUAUUAAUUUUUUCAACUAUUAACUAUUAUUUGUCCUCCAAUAUUUUUUAUAUUUUAGAAAAUUGCCAUCUUGAGGGUUUUUGA